AUCAUCAUCCUCAUCCUGAUGAGAUUAGUAUUUCUCGAAUCAGUCGAAUGUCAGCUCCGUUGGUGCAGGGACGCGAUACUGAGAACAGUAGUUGUUCAUGAUACUUGACCAUUCCCAAGCUUAGAUCAAUGGCGGACGGUAUCGAGGACCCUGCUGCUGACUCCGAAAGUCUGGUAAGUUUCCUCUUCCUGCUUCACUCUAUCGGAUACGAGUAUGACAUUUAUACAAUUUGAACUACCAAAUGGGUUUUCAGUUAAUAAUAUGCUACUUCGAAAAGGAUCUGAAUUGAAGAGACACAACUGACGGGUUGCCGAAUUCUGCAUAUAUGCUUGUUCUUUCUUUAAUAUUCUGUCAAUAAUCAAGAUUUCUAUUCAAGAACAAGUAAAAAAUCCGGUGGAUUUAAGCAAUUUGCAACAUAGCUAGCGAUGAAGCACGAAACCGAGAUCAGCAUUGGAUCUCAUAUCGAUAAACUUUCAGAAGGGCCAGAAAGCGAGAUAAGCUUUACCCAAAAGAUGUAUAGAAAGAAACUUAAGUGGACAUCCGAAAUCGAAGAAAAGCUCCACAAUGUGCGGCCAUGGAACUUGAGCGUCUACAGAGUGCCAAAUAGACUUCAUCAAGUCAGUGAGGAUGCCUACACCCCUCAUGUUGUCUCCAUUGGUCCUUUCCAUAGACACAAGCCUCAUCUAGUAGCUAUGAGAGAGCAUAAGUUGCGUUAUGCGCUAUACUUUUUUAAGCGAGCACAAGAAACAGCACAGAAACGAGCUCUAAAUUUCAGCUUUGGAUCACGAGAAUCUUCCGAAUGCAUGAGAGAAUGGGCAACUGCUAUCUAUGAUUCGGAUGCAUUGGUUCGUGCAAGUUACGCUGAAGACAUGAGCAACAUUAAUCAGGAGGAACUAGCAGAAAUAAUGUUGGUCGAUGGUUGCUUCAUAUUGGAACUUCUCAUCAGGUUUUACCUAUACAUGGACAGGAAGUUAGAAGGCCAUGAACCUGAUCCAAUUCUAGAAAGUGCUUGGAUGAUCGCAGAUAUACGUCAUGAUCUGGCAUUGCUUGAAAACCAAAAUCCCCUUGUGUAUUAUACUUGAUUUGUAUGAUGCUAUUAGUGGUCAUCAGACACUUAUCGACAAUGAUUUGCCUCCGCCAUAUUGUCUUGCUCUUCACUU
Molecule: messenger RNA, 1160 nt
Organism: Fragaria vesca subsp. vesca
Lineage: Eukaryota; Viridiplantae; Streptophyta; Magnoliopsida; Rosales; Rosaceae
Product: UPF0481 protein At3g47200-like
Exons: 2
Coding region: 426-1082 (218 amino acids)
Source: RefSeq, a predicted model, not a curated record